Molecule: messenger RNA, 678 nt
Organism: Eruca vesicaria subsp. sativa (arugula)
Lineage: Eukaryota; Viridiplantae; Streptophyta; Magnoliopsida; Brassicales; Brassicaceae
Source: the annotation of a GenBank genome assembly
AUGAUCGACUACUCGACGUCUAACCCGCGGGAUGACUUACUCCUGGGUUUUUCUGGACAGGAUAACUUCAAGGAAGUGCACAGGAGGUGUUUUAUAUUACGGUUUCUCCCAGCUGAUCCUCAAAGUGGUGAGGAUAGGUUAAAAGUAAGCUAUAACAUUGCUGUUACAAGAUCAGGAGAGGUUUUGUUGGUUGAGAGCAUUGUUUUUAAGGCAACCAGCUCUGACAUAAUGCCUAGGAGGAUGUUCCAUGUCUACAAGACAAAUCCUAAUCCAGAUUCUGAAGAUAUUCUCCACAAUGAGAACCUGUCUUUUGAGGUGGAUUCUCUAGGUGAUGAGGAGGCCCUCCUCCUUGAUUCUGGUAUCACUGUGCAUGCUGCCCUUGGUAUCCUCCAACCAAACUCAAUCUAUUACACCCGUCAUGACCGUGUCCGUAACUUUGCUCAGGUACCUUCAUCCCCGGCCCGGACAUCUGUGUUUUCAAUCUGGCGACAAAGAAACUCACACGCUUCCCCAUCCUCUCCUCCAAGGAUGCUCUUUGAACAUACACAAAACAACAAAACUUUGCCAAACCCGGGGAGGAGAACCACUCAGCCAAACCCGAAGCUCCUCAUGGGAUCCUCCUCAAGGAAAAGGAAAACAAAAAUGCAGACAACAAAGCCACCAGCUCGCAGAGCUUAA